CACAUCUCGCCGCCCCCGACGCCGGAACAUCGAUGACGGCAACCCCGCUGAGCGCCCAAGAAGUCCAAGCGCACAUGGACUCGCUGUCCGAGAGGGAGAUCACCGACGCGACGCAGGUGUCCGAGUUCUCCGGCGCCUCCUUCGACGAGGCGCUGCGCGUGCUGCGGCAGGCGCGCGGCGACGUGCAGGCCGCGAUACACACGCUGCUGCAGGAGCCCGGGGGGCCGCCGGCGGAGGCGGAGGGCGACGAGAUCCGCGAGCUGCGUGCGAUCUGGGCGAAGACGGCUCCGCAGCCCCGCGAGGGCGGGGACGCGGAGGAGGACGAGCUGGCGCGCGCGAUGCGCGAGUCUGAGUCGGCGUUCCGCGCGACGAAUCGGUCCCCGGAUCCGGGCAUGCAGAUGGUGCUGGCGCGUGCGACGACGCCCACGGCGGUGACGGCGGUGAAGCCCUCUGCGGACGACGAGUAUGCGGCUGCUUUGCGGGCGAGCUACGAGGACGCGGCGAUGGCGGACGAGACCGAUGAUGCGAAGAUUGGUGUUCGGGAAGACGGGAGGCCAAUCGCGUUGCGGAGCGACUCUCCUGAUCUCGCCUACGCUGCUUUGGUCAUCCAAGCGCUCUUCCAUAUCCCGCAAGUGCGGCACAAGCUGUCUCUACUCCAACUGCCCCCCAAUGCUACUGAAAACGACAGCAAGAACUAUGCGGUGUGGAAGCUCGUGGAGAUGUUCACGUACCUGGACCUGGCGCAGGUCUCCGCGCUCAUUGACGAAGAACUGCUCGCCAUCUGGCGCGCGGCGCGACUGACGCGGGAUGUGUCUGUCGAGGAGCUCUCUAAAGUGCUUCUGGACAAGAUCGUCAAGGUCGUCCAAGCCGAGCUGGAGGCCCAGAAACUGGAUGAUAGAUCGGCCGCGCGUCUGUUCCACUUCACGUACGGCCACGUACGCGUCCCCAGCACCGGAGAACCCGAAUACAGCGCCAACGAAGGCGACGACGGCCACAUCGUCAGCGUGUCCACCACUCCGCAUCUGGCAGCCAACAAUCUGGUCGGGCGUCUUGCUGACACGCUGAACGACCUCUCCGACGGAGAAUCGACGCACCAGGUGAUCGUGCAGCCGUCGGAAGUCGUCACCUUCCAGAUCAACUUUCCUCCGGCCGCGGCGUCGUCGUCCGGUGGGGCGGAGCCGCAGCCGCUGGUGUACCCGAAGACGAUGUAUCUAGACGAGUUCCUGGCCGUGAAUCUCAAGCUGGCGAACGACACGCGCAAGGCGGAGAAGCAGGUUAGGAGGGAGAUCGAGCAGAUAGAGGCUGAGAGGAGGAGGAUAACGCGGUUCGAGGACGACGAUGCGUUGGAGAAUCUGCGCGGGGCGAUCGACUUCUACGAACAGGUCGCUCGACCAAAAGGGCCCGGCGACGCCGAACGGUAUGCUGGUGUCGCCAAGAAACUUGGUGAAGCGUUGGGCAAAUUGGAAGCGGCUGUCCAAGUCUUUGAUGCGAAGCUCACCGAGCUGAAACACGAACUGGAAGAGAUCGUCCACAAUGACGAUCUGAGAAAACAUCCUUACGACCUGCGUGCUGUGCUGGUCCACGACGGUCUUCCCGGCCGUCGGCAUUCCUACUCCUACGUGCAUUCGCGCGGAACAUGGUGGAAGACGACGGAUGCCGAGGUCACUGAGGUCUCCGAGGACGCUGUGAUCUCGGAUCCGACUGGUCUGCAUCUGGGCGCUGGCCCUUACAUGCUUUUCUACAGCAGGCGCUUGACUGAGGAAGAGGAGAAUGUCGCUCUCAGCUGGCCUGGUCCGAUCGUGACCGACGUGCAGUCGAACAACGAAAGAUUUCUGGAGUCGCAGAUAGCGAAGACACAGAUACGAAUGGAUUCGAUUGAUUAGCGUGCAGAUGUGUAUAGUGGUUUUGUCAUCUGAACGCCCUUGUAAUUUCGUGUACCCAAUGUGGACACUAGCUGGCUACGUCCACGCUUGUAUGUAUGUAUGAGAUCUUCGUCUGUGCUGUAGUCUAUUAUGAAAUAUUGCUCGAGGUCUGCGUUAAGCUUGGGUAAUCGACAUUCAGGGAUACAGUAGUCGAAGACGAUGAUGAACAGGGGCUCACAGUAAAUUUAGCUCGCCAUCACGUGUGCUCCUGUAUCUAAAAUGGGAAGAAAGUGAUUAUGCCGCAAUGCCGAAUUUGCCGAGGACCGGCAUCCCAGAAUGUGGUCUUCUUCCCUCUUUCGCCGUGGUCUAUAAAUGACAUCGCUCCACAAAGCACGGGGCUGCACGAGACGUCUCUCACGUCGUCAUUUUCGCCUUCACUUUCUCCAAGCUGGUUACUAGGCCGCCUCAGCAGCCACUCCGUCGGCCUCCCCCCACCACGAUGCACCGCGCACAAACCCUGCUCCUCUCGCUCUCGCUGCUCUCCUCGCACGCGCUCGCACAGGACCGCACCUCCGAGUCCGGCGAAGCCGCAAUCAGCGAUCCCGUCGUCGAGUGCAGCCCGUACUCCUACGCCCCGGUCACCAACGCCCUCGCGCAGUUCCCCACGGUGUGGAGCCUCGCGACCGCGCUGCUCCCGAGCGACACCGAGGGCCAGACCCUGUUCAAGUCGAUCAACAGCAGCAUUCCGCCGUUCCCGCCGCAGGGCACGAGUCUCGGCGACUUCAGCGCGUUCACGCCGGGGUACAACGUGAGCGACCCGGAUUGCUGGUGGACGUUCCACCAGUGCGUGACGCCCAAGUGGCCCGGGCUCCCGCCAGACAUCGCGAACGUUCCGGAGCCCAAGACGCUCGGGUAUGGAUUCGACGAUGGGCCCAACUGCUCGCACAAUGCGUUUUACGACUACCUGACGCAGCAGAACCAGAAAGCGAGUACGUGCUUUGUCCUCAUGCAGACCCUCCACCACGGGCUGAUGCCGGCUGCAGCGAUGUUCUAUAUCGGCUCGAACGUGAUGAACCACCCGCUAGAGGCGCAGCGCGCAGUCGCCGAUGGGCACCAGAUCUGCGUCCACACGUGGUCGCACCACUACAUGACGUCCUUCACGAACGAAGGUGCAUUCGCAGAGCUGUGGUACGCGCUCAAGGCCAUCAAGCUGGUCACUGGCGUCACACCACUAUGCUGGAGGCCGCCGUUCGGUGACGUGGACGACCGCAUCCGGUUCAUCGCCAAGGCACUCAACCUGACCACGAUUAUCUGGCAACGGGACUCGUUUGACUGGGAGAAUGGGCAGAACGGGAUCACGAACACGACGGUGCAGGGCAACUACGAUUCGCUCAUCUCCGACGUGCAGAACGGGAAGUACGACACCGCGGGCGCGAUCAUGCUCACGCAUGAGCUGAACAACUAUACCAUGCAAAUCGCGGUGGACAACUACCCGGCUCUGUCCAAGGCGUUUUCUCAUAUUGUGCCGAUCGCUGUUGCGAUGAAUGAGAGCAACCCCUACGCGGAGAAGAACAUCACGUUCCAGACCUUCCAGCAAUACAUCUCGAACCAAUCUGCGUCGGCGUCUGCAUCUCCGUCAGGCUCUGCGGGCUCUGGUACGGGCUCAGCUGGGGCUGCACAAGCGACGGGCGGAAAGAGCGAUGCUGUGGUGACUCGGGUUCCUGUCUCUGUGGCGCUGCUCGUUGCCUUGUUCGCUGCCGCAGCUUUGAUCUGAUUCUAACCUCAAAACCGCCCGUCUCAGGGAGAUGCUUGGCUACUCAGAUUUCUCUGCUACAGAGAAAUCGUUGGACUGCAUGUACUUACGCUCUGUACCCGUGCUGUAGCCAUGGACUCGGACCCUACUAUGCAUACCUUGCUUCUGACACUUUGUCUUGACAACAUUCUUUGACUGCAAUUGAUUGGACAAGCCCUUCGCUUGUCCCGCCGACUGCCGCUAUUCUUCGCUUCGCCCAUCAUCCAUCAUCCCUCAGGUCCAAGCUUCAAGCAGUUUUGGCCGCUCUCUAUCCAAAGUGGCGCCUUGUAGGGUCCGCGGGCGGCUCGAUCCACACGCCGCUUACACCAUAGCGUGAUAUGAAGCCAGUAGCAUCCCCGUUAGCUCCACAGCCGAGGAAGGAGGGUGGAUUUAAAAGGCCCUUGGAUAGUACAUCUGAGUCUUCACCAGAACGAUGACCUCCAUGGUGAGCUCGCGCGACACUAUGGUCCCGGAGUCCCCGCCGCAAUCGCCCGGCUCCGCGACGCAGAGCAAGAUCGUGCCCCCUGACCACCCGUUUCGGACUCUCGUUCUCUGCUUCGAUGGGACCGGGGACCAGUUCGACUCGGACAACUCGAACAUCGUGCAGCUCUUCUCGAUGCUGCCCAAGGGCGACCGCGAGCGCCAGAUGGUGUACUACCAGGCGGGCAUCGGGACGUACACGACGCCCGAGAUCGCGACCCCGAUGAUGUCGCGGUUCUCCAAGCUCCUGGACGAGAUGAUCGCGUGGAACCUGCAUUCGCAUGUGAUGGGUGGCUACGAGUUUCUCAUGCAAAACUACAGCGCUGGCGAUCGUAUCUGCAUCUUUGGCUUCUCUCGCGGUGCCUACACUGCGCGCAGUUUGGCCGGGAUGCUCCAUAAAGUUGGCCUUCUCCCGGCGUGCAAUCACCAGCAGAUCCCGUUUGCGUACAAGAUGUACACAACGACCGACGUCAAGGGCUGGAAGCAAUCCAAUGCAUUCAAAAAGGCCUUCUCGAUUGACGUGGACAUCGAAUUUAUCGGCGUUUGGGACACCGUCAGCUCCGUCGGUCUCAUCCCCCGCCGCCUGCCGUUCACGACUUCCAACACCAUCGUCCGCACCUUCCGGCACGCCGUCUCGCUCGACGAGCGCCGGGCGAAGUUCAAGCCGAACUUGUGGAACCGGCCGAACGACCACGAGCGUCUGCUCAGUGUGACCGACCAGCAGAUCGAGCGCCACCGCCACGGCGGCGGCAACCACGCGCACCCGCAUGCGAAUCGCGGCGGGAUGCGCCAGCAGAUGCGGAUCGAGCGGCAUUUCUCGCAGGACAGGCCGGAUGAGACGGACAUCGACGAGGUCUGGUUUGCCGGGUGUCAUUGCGAUGUCGGCGGCGGCUCGGUCGACAACGAGACCACGACGAAUUUGGCGCGGAUUCCGCUGCGCUGGAUGGUCCGGGAAUGCUUCAAGACAAACAGCGGGAUCUUGUUCGACGCGGACGGACUGCGCAGUAUCGGCUUGGAUCCGGAUUGCUUGUACCCCAUCGUGCAGCCCCGCCCAGCGCCGCUCCCUCUGGACGGCGCCAAGAUCCAGUCGAUCCCGCGUUCCGUUGCGCACGCGCAUGAGCCCGAGCAGCCAGCGCGCGACGGAGCACUCGCCGUGAAGUCCGAGGAGGAGCUGGAUCGCGCAGACGCGCUCGCGCCGAUCUACGACCAGCUGUCGCUCAAGUGGUUCUGGUGGCUGCUCGAGCUGCUGCCGCUCCGGCAACACUACCAGCGCGACAACGAAACGGUGUGGGCGACGAGCUUCGGGAUGAAUCUGGGCCAGGGACGGCAUGUGCCGAAACAGGCGAAAAAUGGGGUCAGGGUCCAUCGCAGUGUGAAGAUGCGGAUGGAGGCCGGAGGAGGGAGUUAUACUCCUCAUGCGAAACUGGAUCUCGAUCGGGUUACCUGGGUCGACUGAAGCGUUUUACACCCGGGAGGAAAGAGCUUGCUGAGAACAUUGUACUUGUAACCUAGCUCAUGAUCUCUACAAAUCUCGCAGUACAUUUCCUGUUUCAUGUGAUUAGUCAGUCGUAAAUGGCACCACGCCUAUCAUCACCGAUGGUCAAC
This is a messenger RNA of Mycena citricolor, 5739 nucleotides long. The record is from the annotation of a GenBank genome assembly. NCBI's taxonomy places the organism in Eukaryota, Fungi, Basidiomycota, Agaricomycetes, Agaricales, Mycenaceae.